AUGGAAGAACCAACCAAACGUGUGACCAGAGUCAAUCGUGGUCAAAAUAUGAAAAGACAUAUUGAGGAGUUAUUAUCCAAUGAUGUAAAAUACUUUAGCAGUCAAAGUGUUGAUUCUACAAACAAGAAACAAAAGGUCAAAAAAAAUGCAACCAAAGACGUGACAGUGACCCAAUCAAACACAGAAGAUCAUGCUGAUGAGUCAGAUGAUGAAGUGAGGUGUCGGCCAUGUGGUGCCACAAAAGAUAAUUAUGAUGAAGACGAGGAUACUUUAGGAGAUAUGGUACAGUGUGAUCAAUGCAAAACUUGGCAGCACGCAAAGUGUAUGGGAUAUAAAACCAAACGUUCCAUACCCAACAUCCAUAAAUGUGAUGUUUGUACAGGCAAACCCAUACCACAAUCCAAGACAAACCCAAAGAAAACCACCACCAAGACAGAGGAAGAAGAAGAAGACACUAUUGAGAUUACUGAUGUUAACGAGAAGAAAAGUGUCGCUAUUUUAAAGGAUGAAGUUAGAAUCAGUACUUUUAAAGCAUUCUACAAUUUCUUUAAAAAGGUUAUCCCUAAGGAUGGUGAAAACACUAGUGAGGAAGCAAUAGAAUCUCGAGUUAAUGAUAUGGCAUUGGAAAUUGAAAGUAUAAUUCAUGAGGAAUUCCCUGGCAAGGCUUAUCCGACAGAGGGAAGAAGGAUUUUGUUUGUAUUGAAAAAGCACUUUAUGCAAGAAAUAUUUGACGGUACCAUUACGUUCAAAGAUGUUAUUCAUAAAACCCCACAAGAAAUCAAUGCCGAUAUUGUUCGAAUUGAAAAACAAAAUAAAGAAAAUAUCAAAAACAUUAUUCUCACGGAAAACGAUACUACCCAGAUUAUACGAAGAACUCACAAGGGGGAAAUUGUUAAAGAGAAUGAUUUUGAAAAUUCAAACCAAAUUGACGAGAGUAUUGCCACAAGGAAAGUCGAUCACCGUCAUUUUUCUCCAGAGAUAGUUCCAGAAUCCAAAUUUAGAUCCCAUACAAAAACUCAAAGUAAAGGCUAUAAUAACUUGAAUCCAAGAUUUGAAGAAGACGAUGACGAUGAAAUUGUAAAUCAAAACAAUGAAGAAGAAGAAGAAGAAGAAGAAGAAGAAGGAUCGGUAGCCACAGUAACAGAAAGCUCCGGGACAAAUCCACCUCAAAGUGAGAACAAGAGCACACCUAAAUCUUCAGAGUCACUAAGUGACGUUGAUACAUUAAAUCAUAAUGAUGCUGACGAUAGCCAUCUCUAUUCAUUUUUAUCCGGUGUUGAAAACUCUGUAACCAAUAAUACAAAAGUUGAAAGCAAGCAUGUUUGGUCGGGUAGAAUCACAUUUCCUGAGUUUGCAACUUUCAAAGCCAAAGGCGAGUUUUACACUAGCACCGAUUACAAUGAUAAACCAAUGGACCACUUAAUAAAUACUGCUAAGGAUAUUUUACAUUUACCUUCGUAUACUAUUCUUGGAAGACUUGAUAGACAUGUUGCUGAUAAAUACUUACCAAAAGUAAUUGGUUCUCGAGAUUUUUAUUUUGUUCAAAUAUUAAAUGACGAUGACAACGAUGAUCAAUUCCAAAAAUUGUAUCAAUAUUUGCUAAUUAAGAAUAAAGUGGGUGUUUUAAGCGGUCAGCCUUCUUUUGUCAAAGAUUCGUAUUUGAUUCCAAUUGACUUUAGGGAUGAAAAUUUACCCCCAUUUUUGAAGAAUUCUAGACGUGAUUUAAGAAUUGGAUUGUUUGCUUUAUUUGUGGUAAGAAAGGAUUACCAACCAAGACCAAGAAGCUCUGUAACAAAUAGCAGCAACCAUUAUCACCAUGUAGAGGAAAGGAAUCGAUCUUUAUCUGCAACAGGUGAUUCUACAUCUAGUGCUAGUGCACAUUCAGUUGAAGCUAAACAGGAAACAAAGGAGCCUCGGUUGGAUGAUAUUUUAAGUCAGCUAAAUUGA
Messenger RNA from Candida dubliniensis CD36, 1947 nucleotides. RefSeq lists its product as uncharacterized. Bases 1 to 1947 code for a protein of 648 amino acids. The record is from RefSeq and is a predicted model, not a curated record. Lineage: Eukaryota; Fungi; Ascomycota; Pichiomycetes; Serinales; Debaryomycetaceae. Gene Ontology annotation, biological process: DNA-templated transcription. The transcript has a single exon.